GUCGCUCUACCAAACUGCAAGCUCAGCAACGUUUAGAUUAAGCUCUAGCCUUUGUCCCUUGGCUUUGACCAAACCCUCAUUGACGCGGCUCGUUUCGAGGCAACGAACACAACUUUGCUCAGCCUUCCACACUAACGUUCAGGAUGGCGUGUUGCUGCUGCUGCGUCUGCCCAGAACAAGAGACUGUGGCAGUUGUCGAGAGGUGCGGUAAAUUCAGCCACAUUGCGAACCCGGGCUUUAAUUGCAUCGACUGCUGCUGCGGAGCCACUGUGGCUGGAAAGCUGAGCCUUCGCGUGCAGCAGCUGGACGUCAGGUGCGAGACGAAGACCAAGGACAACGUGUUUGUGACGCUGGUGAUCAGCGUGCAGUACCAGGUCCGCCGCGAUGCGCUGUACGACGCAUACUACAAGCUCACCGACUCCAAGCAGCAGAUCUCCUCCUAUGUGUUUGACGAGGUCCGUGCCGCAGUGCCCAAACUCAUCCUGGACGACGCGUACGAGAUGAAGGAGGAGAUCGCCAAGAGCAUCAAGGACGCGCUCGCGAAGAGCAUGUCGGAGUACGGAUACAUGAUCCUGCACGUGCUGGUGACCGACAUUGAGCCGGCAACACGGGUGAAGGACGCGAUGAAUGAGAUCAACGCGGCGCGGCGGCUGCGAGUGGCGGCAGCGGAGCGGGCGGAGGCGGAGAAGCUGGCGGUGGUGAAGGCUGCGGAGGCGGAUGCGGAGGCCAAGUACCUGCAGGGACAGGGAGUGGCGAGGCAGCGACAGGCCAUCAUUAACGGACUGCGUGACUCGGUGUCGGACUUCCAGACGGGUGUGGGCACCGACAUUGGGUCCAAGGAGGUGCUCUCCCUGAUGUUGGUCACACAGUACUUUGACACGCUGCGGGACCUGGGCGCCCACUCCCGCGCCUCCACCGUCUUCCUGAACCACUCGCCCAACGGUAUUAACGACAUCGCGGCGCAGAUCAGGAGCAGCUUCAUGGAGGCUGAGGCGGCGGGGCUGGGCAAGCAGUAGUAGCUGCAGCCGUUGCGAUGAGGAGGGAGGAGGAGGAGGAGGAGAGUCCCUGGCGAAUGCAGCUGGGGAUUGGACUGGACUUUGCAAGCAGCAGUAGCGGUAUUGCUGCUGCGCAAAUAGAUGGACGUCUGAUGGUGAUCGUACGUGAUUGAUAUGUUUAACGGAUUGUGGUAACAGUGUUUUCCGUGUUGUACACGUGGGCACAUGUAUCUCGUUUACUGCUGAAAGUGUCGGCCUCUCGAAAGCCGUUGGCCUGCCUCUACAAGGCACCAGCGGAUUGGUUAAUGAGAUUCGUACGACCAACUUGUAGUAUAGUCGCUUGUUUUGAAUUGCUACUUAUGCUAUGAAUCGUGGUACGGGUAAUCCUACUUGCUUUUAUGUGCUUUCCGCGUAAGGAGCCCCUAUUACGCCUUGCUUGUUUGGGGGCAUGUUGCUAAAAUCGACUUUGAAAUAUUGAAAAAUGAGAGGAGCUGAUGGCUAUGUUUUGAAGGUUUUAAGGAGCCUAAGUGAC
Astrephomene gubernaculifera is the source of this 1527-nucleotide messenger RNA. The record is from the annotation of a GenBank genome assembly. NCBI's taxonomy places the organism in Eukaryota, Viridiplantae, Chlorophyta, Chlorophyceae, Chlamydomonadales, Astrephomenaceae.